AUGCUGGACGGGCGGGAUCGGUCGACGGACUGGUGGCAGAAGGCGGUGGUCGUGCCGGUGAGGCGCGCCUGGGUGGUCGUCGCCGCGCGGCUGCGUCGCAAGAAACAUGAUGGCCGAGGUGCGCUGGUGAGGCUGCACGACGACAUCCAGACAUGCGCGUACCAGGACGUGCAGGUCAUGUGGGAGAUGCUGCAGCGGUCGGAGACGGAGAAGAUGGCCCGAGCACCGCCGACGCCCAAGGGCUCACGCGCACUCAUCUGGCUCAGACCGCGGCGUCGCCCCCACACCAUGGACCUCAUUCGUCCGCGUUGCUGA
This is a messenger RNA of Lolium rigidum, 315 nucleotides long. RefSeq lists its product as uncharacterized. The transcript has 2 exons. The record is from RefSeq and is a predicted model, not a curated record. The coding region runs from base 1 to 315 and encodes 104 amino acids. Lineage: Eukaryota; Viridiplantae; Streptophyta; Magnoliopsida; Poales; Poaceae.